Messenger RNA from Mauremys reevesii (Reeves's turtle), 2312 nucleotides. RefSeq names its product S100 calcium binding protein A14 (gene S100A14). The record is from RefSeq and is a predicted model, not a curated record. NCBI's taxonomy places the organism in Eukaryota, Metazoa, Chordata, Testudines, Geoemydidae. The transcript is spliced from 4 exons. Gene Ontology annotation, cellular component: perinuclear region of cytoplasm. Gene Ontology annotation, molecular function: chemokine receptor binding. Gene Ontology annotation, biological process: response to lipopolysaccharide; toll-like receptor 4 signaling pathway; positive regulation of granulocyte chemotaxis. Bases 363 to 665 code for a protein of 100 amino acids.
CAAACCAGGCCGUGGAGUGGGAGGGGCCCGGCCCCACGCUGGCCCCAUGCCAGGCAUGAAAUGAGACACCUUGCACCACAGCUAUAACUUGCAGGUAACUUGGUGAGGUGUCUCCCACUCACACCUCUCGGCGUAUAAAACCCUGGCGGGGGACCAGCCCGCCCCGUCCCAGAAGAGCCUUUGGAGCAGCAAAGCCCCAGCACCUGAUGUGAAGCCAGCUCCUGGGAGUUCACCCAACGCUUUGACUCAGCUCGGCUCAUAGGAGGAGCCCGUGUCCCCCCCCGCACCGCUCCCAGCAGCAUCCCACGGGAAAGCCAAGCAGGAGAGGGAGCUGAGGAACCGGAGCGCCGGAGAGACGCAGCAUGGGCCAGUGCCACUGUCACAAGAAGCGCAAGGACAGCCAGGAGCUAACCGACGUGGAGAGGGCGAUCGAGAUCGUGAUCAACAACUUCCAGCGCUACGCGGUGAAGGGGCGGAAGGAGUGCCUGACCCCCAACGAGCUCAGGGAGCUGGUGGUGCAACAGCUGCCUCACCUGUCACAGCAUGUCUGCUCGCUGGAUGAGAAGAUCGAGUGCCUUGGGGAUCCGGAUGAGGCCAAGCUGGAGUUCGGCGAGUACUGGGCCAUCAUCGGGGAGGCAGCCAAAGGCUGCCGGGUGAAGAAGUAACAGGCCGGAGGGGAGACACGGACCGUGAGGCCUCAGACCAUCUGCAUGGAGAGCGAGCGAGCGAGACUGUCGGCCAUGAUGUGCUGUGAAAAUGCAGUGUUAAUUCUUCUGGGGCACGUCUCCUCUCUCCUUCCCCCAGCUCUGGAACCUCCUCAUUCUGGGCUCUCCCCCCUUCCUCCAAGUCUAGAACCUUCUCAUUCCUGCUCUAGAACCCCCUCCACUCACCCGAUCUAGAACCUCUUCAUUCUCCCUUACUCUGGAACCUAUAAAUGCUGGGGAGGAGGGGGGUGUUGUCCCUCCAGCUCUGGAACCUUAAAUUCAUGGACAUCAAUCCCUUUAGUGUAGAAACUUUAAGCCCUAGAUUUGAAUCUUGACAGUUUUGGACCCUUAAAAUGUGCCAAUUUCUAGCUCUCUUGCUCUAGAACCUUUACAUUCUGGGGAGGGGGGUUCCCCAGCUCUGGAACCUUAAAACGCAGGGGUUUUAGCUACUUUACUCUGGAACCUUUAGAUUCUGUGGUUCCAUCUGCCCAGUCCUGGCACCUUCCCCUCGUCCUCUCCCUGGUUCCAGGAUCUCUCCUUGGAUCACCGCCCCGAACACUUGCUGUCAGCGGUUUGGGGUUCAGAGCUGGGCAUUGGACCCUCCGCCCCUACAGGUCGCUGUCAAUCUCCGGGGCGGGGCGUUUGGGAAGCGGCUGACAGGCCUGGGGCAGCUCACUGCAUCGGGUGGAACCUAUGGGGAGAGGGGGCUGGAAAGAGAGGGGAGGGAGCCAGGAGCUGGGGUUAGGUGUGGGACCAGGGUGGGAGGCAGGGACGGCUGGAGGGAGCUCAGCGUGAGGCUGUUGUGGGUCUGGGAUCUUUGGUUGGUCUAUGGAGUGUGGGGCUCGGCUUCGGUUCAGUGUGACUCUGGCUCCAUGCGGAGGGGGCUACCCCCGCUCUUUAGAUUGACCGUGUGGUCCCAGUGCCACAUGCAGGAUUGGGGGGUGGGGGCCCCCCCAGGAUGGGAGCCCCUCCCGCAGCAUGUCCCACCCCCUCUGCAGUGCGAUGAGCAUGCAACACCCCCAAGCGCCCCCACACCCCGACAGCUGGACACUCAGAAUUGUAAGAGCCCCAGCACGUGAAGGCUGCGGGGAGGGGGGGCACUGCGCACCCCGACGUCCCUUCUCUCUAUGGAGCCCCAACACGCUUGACACCAACUCUGACCCCAGACCCCACCGAGGCGCAUCCUGGGGGGGGGUUGAACUUUCCACUGGAAGGAAGCAGAGGCCAGUGGUUAGAGCAGGGGUGGCUGGGAGCCAGGACUCCUGGGUUCUAGUCCAGCUCUGGCAGUGCAGGCUAGUGGUUAGAGCAGGGGACCUGUGGUAAGCCAGGACUUCUGGGUGCUUUUCCUGAUUCUGCCAUUGGCCUUGCCAGUCCCUUCCCUCCUUCGCGCCUCGGUUUAUAACCCACCCCUAAAAUAGGGGCGGGGACUGUCAGGCUGCAGACAUGGGGCACAGGAUUAUUGGUAUUAAGAGUUCCUCCCUGAGCUGGGACUGGGGAGAAAACACCUCCCCCUCCUGCCGCCCCCAGCCGGUCCGGAGGGGGCUCUGCGCUGGGCCGGCAGCUGCUUGUGUCGCUUGCUAAGGUUUUUGUAUAAAUCAAUAAAAGAAA